Molecule: messenger RNA, 1422 nt
Organism: Physella acuta
Lineage: Eukaryota; Metazoa; Mollusca; Gastropoda; Physidae
Source: RefSeq, a predicted model, not a curated record
CAGAGUACGCACGUGAGCCAUGAGAAGACGGCGAUGAGCCAUCAGAGUACGCACGUGAGCCAUGAGAGGACGGACGUGAGCCAUGAGAGUACAGACAUGAGCCAUCAGAGGACGGAGAUGAGCCGACAGAGGAUGCACAUGAGCCGCGACAAGGCUAGCACCUGCCGGUACCCUCUAACCAUGGAAAAUAUAUUGUCCAGCGAGGUCUCUACGUAUUGCCGUGGAUGUGCAUCUGUAAGUCGAGUACGUGAGUGGUUGGAAUCGAUUCCAGACACGACAGAGAGCAGCAGCCUGUUGCAUCACGUGAUCCAGCAGCAAGGCAUCCCAAGUUCACCCCACCCCUACAUCAACUCGGCCCCCAGCCCCCCUCAUCUGUACAUCAACAACUCGGCCAGGGUGGAGGGGCUGGUCAAGGUGUUGCCAGCCAAGCUCAACACCCGCGCCCUCACAGAGGACGCCAGACGCUGCCCCGUCCACAAGCACGACAUCAGCUUCAACACCAUCAUGGACGCAUCCAGGGUGGCCUUUGAUUUCUGUCCCCCCACGCCCCGCCCCAGCCCCUGUACGAGCUCCAUAGCUCUCCAGUUGUACACAGCCGUUGCUGGGACCAGGCCACAGAACACAAAACCACAGAACCACACCAAACCUAAACACGAGGCUCAAUGUCCACACGAGGCAAAACCUCAAAUCGAGGCUAGGUCACAAAAUGAGACGAAAGUUCAAAAUGAGACCAGCACACAAAAUGAAACCAGGUCUCGAAGCGAGAUAAGGUCACAAAACGAGAUAAGGUCACAAACUGAGGCAAGGUCACAAAAAGAGACAAAGUCACAAAUCGAGACAAGGUCACAAAUCGAGACAAGGUCACAAAACGAGACCAAACCUCAGAAUGAGACUGUUAGUCACAUCGAGGCUCACCAGGUGGGUGGGGCAGGUUCCAGCCUAGCUACCCUCGGGUACCUGCAGCGCUCCACCCAGCAGAACAUAAACGUCGUGUGCAGGAGGCACCCCACUCAUCUAGACGCCAAAAACAAAAAGACAGACAUCAAACAAAAGUUUGCCAAGAAAAAAAUUGGCAAACUUACAAUAAAGAAGGAUAAAAAAGUCCCAAAACUUCCAGCUUCCUUGCCGACCCCUGUUCAUAAAAGUAACACAAAGCGAAAGAAAAAACCAAAGAAAAAACCUCAUAAAACAAAAAGCCAGGCGUCCAAGUUUCUAGAAUUUGCGAUCAGAGCUUUCCGUGGAGAGUUCGAGUCACUGAAUCAACUGAGCUACCCCGUGUUGCUUGACCCUCACGCAACGGACAGCGAAUCCUCCAAGUCCGUGGAAAGCCAAGCGCCGAAGACGAGGCCGACAAAACUUAACUUUAUGAAGGUCAAGCCUGACUAAGGUCCAAAGUCAUUAGUGCUAAACGAAUAAAAUUAU